Phycodurus eques (leafy seadragon) is the source of this 6587-nucleotide messenger RNA. RefSeq names its product glutamate receptor, ionotropic, AMPA 4a (gene gria4a). The record is from RefSeq and is a predicted model, not a curated record. Gene Ontology annotation, biological process: monoatomic ion transport; synaptic transmission, glutamatergic; modulation of chemical synaptic transmission. Lineage: Eukaryota; Metazoa; Chordata; Actinopteri; Syngnathiformes; Syngnathidae. Gene Ontology annotation, molecular function: AMPA glutamate receptor activity; transmitter-gated monoatomic ion channel activity involved in regulation of postsynaptic membrane potential. Gene Ontology annotation, cellular component: AMPA glutamate receptor complex; plasma membrane; postsynaptic membrane.
UUGCAACGACUUUCCCCACUCCUUCUUCCUAUAGCGCCUCUGUCUUUCCAUGUGAACCGCACACACAUCUCUCUCCUCUCCUGAGCGGACUGUGCAUGCACGGGGGGAAUAUGCGCGAGAAGCCCAUCAUGGAAUAGGAACACUACCUUGGACAAAAUAUACUCUAGACGGGGAAAACCUUCCUCUCUCUUUUUUUUCCUGACGUCUUUCCCCUCCUUCAUCUCUGUCAAUGUAUCGCAACACUUUUUGAGGGGACUCAAGUGAAGAAAUGAUGAGGAUUAAUAUUUUCACUUGGCACUUUUGGGGCUUGUGUUCCGUCUUCUGGGGGUUGGCGACGGGAGCGUUCCCCAGCUCAGUGCAAAUUGGCGGCUUGUUCAUUAGGAAUACUGAUCAGGAGUACACAGCGUUUCGACUAGCUAUCUUCCUUCACAACACCAGCCCUAAUGCUACGGAAGCCCCCUUCAACCUGGUCCCACAUGUCGACAAUAUAGAGACAGCCAACAGCUUUGCUGUCACCAAUGCAUUCUGUUCUCAGUAUUCAAGGGGUGUCUUCACCAUAUUCGGUCUUUAUGACAAACGCUCAGUCAACACACUGACAUCAUUCUGUGGGGCCCUGCACAUCAGCCUGGUGACACCCAGCUUCCCCACCGAAGGAGAAGCCCAGUUCACCCUGCAACUGCGACCAUCCAUCAGAGGGGCUUUGCUGUCCCUUUUGGACCACUACGACUGGAGCCGAUUUGUCUUUCUCUACGAUACGGACAGAGGUUAUGCCAUCCUGCAGGCAAUCAUGGAGAGAGCAGGUCAAAACGGCUGGCAGGUGAGUGCGAUCUGUGUGGAGAGUUUCAACGAGGCUGGAUAUCGUCGACUUUUAGAAGACCUGGACCGACGUCAAGAAAGGAAGUUUGUCAUUGACUUGGAGCCAGAGCGACUACUGAGCAUGCUAGAACAGGCAGUCAGUGUGGGGAAACACGUAAAAGGCUACCACUACAUCAUAGCAAACCUGGGGUUUAAGGAUAUUUCUCUGGAAAGGUUCAUGCAUGGUGGUGCCAAUGUGACUGGUUUCCAGCUAGUGGACUUCAGCAAGCCAAUAGUCAUUAAACUAAUGCAGCGUUGGAACAAACUAGAUCAGAGAGAAUAUCCUGGAUCAGAGAGCCCACCCAAGUAUACUUCAUCCUUAACAUAUGACGGUGUGCUCGUGAUGGCUGAAGCCUUCCGCACUCUUCGUCGUCAGAAAAUUGAUAUAAGUCGACGGGGAAAUGCUGGAGACUGCUUGGCCAAUCCCGCUGCUCCCUGGAAUCAAGGGAUAGAUAUGGAACGAGCACUCAAACAGGUACGCAUUCAGGGCCUUACUGGCAAUAUCCAGUUUGAUCACUUUGGUCGGAGAAUCAAUUAUACCAUGGAUGUGUUUGAACUGAGGAGCAAUGGACCACGCAAGAUUGGUUACUGGAAUGACAUCGACAAACUUGUCUUGGUCCAGAAUGAAAAUUCCUUGUCCAAUGACAGCUCAGCGAUGGAGAACAGGACUGUAAUUGUGACAACUAUCAUGGAGGGCCCCUAUGUGAUGCUGAAGAAGAACUGGGAGCUAUAUGAAGGCAAUGACCAGUAUGAGGGUUACUGUGUGGAUCUAGCCUCAGAGAUCGCCAAACACAUUGGAAUCAAAUACAAGAUCUCCAUUGUGCCUGAUGGGAAAUACGGAGCCAGAGAUCCAGAGACAAAGAUAUGGAAUGGGAUGGUGGGAGAGCUAGUUUAUGGGAAAGCGGAAAUUGCUGUGGCCCCACUUACCAUCACUCUGGUUAGAGAAGAGGUGAUCGACUUCUCAAAGCCUUUCAUGUCUCUGGGAAUCUCCAUCAUGAUUAAGAAGCCUCAGAAGUCCAAACCAGGUGUUUUCUCUUUCCUGGACCCGUUGGCCUAUGAAAUUUGGAUGUGCAUCGUGUUUGCUUACAUCGGAGUCAGCGUGGUGUUGUUUUUGGUGAGUCGCUUCAGUCCAUACGAGUGGCAUGCUGAGGAGCCAGAGGAGGGCACCACAGAGCAGGGCCCCAACGACCAACCUCCAAAUGAGUUUGGCAUCUUCAACUCCCUCUGGUUUUCACUGGGGGCCUUCAUGCAACAAGGCUGUGACAUCUCACCGCGGUCUCUGUCUGGACGUAUUGUGGGAGGUGUGUGGUGGUUCUUUACCCUGAUCAUCAUCUCAUCUUACACAGCCAACCUCGCUGCCUUCCUGACUGUGGAGAGGAUGGUUUCCCCUAUUGAGAGUGCAGAAGACUUGGCCAAACAGACAGAGAUAGCCUAUGGGACACUGGAUUCAGGUUCUACCAAGGAGUUCUUCAGGAGGUCCAAAAUAGCUGUAUAUGAGAAGAUGUGGUCAUAUAUGAAGUCGGCCGAGCCGACCGUCUUCACCAAAACCACUGCGGAAGGCGUGGCGAGGGUGCGCAAGUCCAAGGGGAAGUACGCCUUCCUCCUGGAGUCCACCAUGAACGAGUACACAGAGCAGCGCAAGCCUUGUGACACCAUGAAAGUCGGGGGGAACCUGGACUCCAAAGGAUAUGGAAUUGCUACACCCAAAGGCUCACAGUUAAGAACCCCGGUAAACCUUGCCGUUUUGAAACUGAGCGAAGCGGGCGUCUUAGACAAACUGAAAAACAAAUGGUGGUAUGACAAGGGAGAAUGUGGACCCAAGGACUCUGGAAGUAAGGACAAGUCGUCUCAGGCCCUGAGUCUGUCAAACGUGGCCGGGGUCUUCUACAUCCUCGUGGGCGGCCUGGGCCUCGCCAUGCUUGUGGCGUUGGUCGAGUUCUGCUACAAGUCACGGGCCGAAGCCAAGCGCAUGAAGCUGUCUUUUUCUGAAGCCAUGCGAAACAAGGCCCGUCUGUCCAUCACAGGAAGUGUGGGGGAGAACGGCCGUGUUCUAACGCCGGACUGCCCCAAAGCCGUGCACACUGGCCACGCCACCCUCCGACACCCUGGCCUUGCAGUGGUCUCCUCCGGACUGCCCUGAAAACCAAAAAAGAUCCGCUGUGCCUUAGUGACACACCAACAUGCAGACUCUGACAUUGAAGGAUCACAUCCAUAUUCAUGAUUUCUUUCCUCAGAUGACAUCUUUUCCUGCUGCCUCUGACUUGUUUUACUUGAGAACGUGAAAUAGUGGAAAUAGGAAAGCGUGUACUGAACAUUGCUAUAGUUGGCUGCGGAAAACUUUUUUGUUUUGUUUUGUUUUGGAGGAUUCAUCCAGACAAAGUGAUAGAAAAGCCAACACAUACUAAAACGCUGAGCUGUAACUACCAUCAAGAUGAUGAAGAAAAACCUCCUACCGUGUCGUCACUGGACAGUCAACACCACUCCUCAACAACGCCUUACAAUGAAAAACAUUUAUGUUGAUCAUAUUGUCACGGCUAUCGUCAUCUUGCCUGCAAAGUGCCAGGUGUAUCCUCUUCUUAGAAGACCACAAAACUGUAAGCCUGAUCUUUUUGGACAAGCAGACUUUGCCAUUGAAAUUUAAGAAUGAAAGUCUAAGCUUUCUUCCAUCUCAUGCAGAAUGGGUUCUAGCCCCAGACAGCAGGGCAGACAGUCACUAUGGAACAGACAAAACCUCCACAUUGCUGUAUGGGUGGCCUACGCGGGCCAUAGAAUACACAUGGGUUUGUAACAUAUCAGUCGUCUUUCACCAAUAGCUUAAUGACCUAGAAAUACGAAUUAAGUGAUGAGUAUUUUUUUUGCUGCAAAACAAUGUUGAGGGUUCAGUUGUAUGUACAGAGAUGAGAAGAAAAAGUAAAACACGGAAAUGGGCUCAUAAGACUCAAGAGCGGGACCUUAUGGAUGUUUGCAAAUGACCAAAGUAAAUAUAAAUUUGAUCCACAAACUUUAAAUGUAGUUGUCAAUUUAUAACCAAUUUUUGUUCUGACCAAUCAGUCGCAAGCCCUUUUGGCCUAGUGGCUUCGGGAAAGUAGAGCGUGAUGACCAAAACUCGACAAUCUUCCGUACAGUGGCUUAGCGGCCAAUGAAAUAAUGUGUGUCCAAUUCAGUGUCUACAGUCUUUGGAGAACCUAGCCUCUUACGUCUAUGUGAAGUAUUCAGAGGCAUAGAGACCCUUGUUGAAUAGUGGCUACAUGUUGCCAUUACAACUGUCAAGUAAUUUAACAGAAGGUUUGAUGUUAAAGUAAAACUUAAAAUAUUCCUUUCCUUCUUCCCCUCAAGUUUGUGCCACCUGAAAAUAGAAUCUUCAGGUAUGGGUGGUCACAAAGGAUAAUAGCAACGUGUCCUCCAAAAAUAGGGAAAAGCCUGAAUUUGGUCUGCAUUUGAAGAAGCCUUCAAAUUAUGCGUAUUUUAACAUGAGGGGCUUUCAAAUGCAGGAUCCUGAAUUGUGACACAGAUAAAAAGCCAGAAAGCUAAGUUCAAGGAAGACCGCGAAUCGGUAAACACUGUGGUAAAACUGAACAGUUAGAAGUUGCGAUGGUUGUGAAUGGACUCACAAUAGAAUGCUAAAGUGCGCCAUAUCUAUCAAUAUGUCAGAAUGUCAUGCUAGUUAAAAGGACAAAUCAAUCUUUGCACAUUUGCAAACAACUGAAGGUCCCAAUGUCGUCGCCCAGGUUGCAAACCAGUCAUCUAUAAUAUGAAAGCUUUGUUUAAUCUGAAUCAUGUCAACAUGUCGUCCACAUCUUUUUCUCUCGGGUAAUAAAAAGGCAGUUCAAAGCGUUAUGAAAACAUCAGAUCAGAAAGCUUGCUUUUUAAAGCUGUUGUAAAUAACGUGUAGCGAAACUCACAUUGUCUUUUUUAAACAUGUUAGAUAAUUCAUUGCAAUAAUGGGUACAAACUAAAAUUGCAACUACUUGUAAUUAAAAUCAAACCACUUUUUAUAAAUCUACACAUUAUAGAUGUAAAUAUAUAUAUAUAUAUAUAUAUAUAUAUAUAUAUACACACACACACACAUACACAAAUAUACAUAUAUAUAUAUAUAUACAAAAACAAAUAUAUAUGUCUAUAGAGAAUAUGGUUCAGAUUGUCAGAGGCCAUGGCGUACAUGCUAUUAAGUGGCUUUUUUUGAGGGGGGGGGGGGGCCCGACAAUAUCAAUAAUAAGCCACAGUCUUUGUAUGUCACACUCAACACUGAACCCCCAUCUGGCACCCCCACAUACAAACAUACAGAUAAAGAAACACAGGGUCAAUGAUCUCCCCGGCACAGCAAAAUGCGUUUUAAUGAUAUUAUCUAUUAGUUCCUCGUGGUUCUGCACCGUUUCCAAAUGUUUUUACGCCAAAAUGAGAUGUUGGUCACAGGCCCCUGAAGAGCGAAAGCUCCAAGUUUCAACAGUAAGAUCAAUGAGAGCUCAGAGAGAAUGAGCCACAGUGACAAGUCUGCGGUGUUUGGGGCAUUUAGCAUUUGUGUUCAUCUAAUGUUGCCUCAAAGCGGCUGCAAACGUGAACCCAAGACAAGCUCACACUGGAGGACGGGCUGGUCCACUGUAGGAGUGUUUACAGCAAGCUUCAUUCGUCGCCAGUAAAAGCGGCUCCUCUCAUUCCCUUGAAACAUGGCGCACACACGGUCUCGCAUGGAGACGCGUCUGUGCGGAAGAGGACGAUGCAAUCCGGGCAUAAGUGGAGAGUUAUCGCUGCUCUAGCCAUGGUGUGGCAACAAACAAUGUGAGAAGGUACCCCUAUUAAAUACAGAAUGAGCUGGAGAUAACAACUGGUGACUUAAACAUGUGAGCGGAGCGGAGUGUCCCUCUACCUGUGCCUGAUCAAAUUCACCAAAAUAUGCCAGUAAUGAUAUGAGGUCUGAGCAGGCCUAAAUUUAGUUGGACUUGCUGCCACCAUAUUGGCAUGCCGACAGGCGCUUGUCCAUGGACACUUCCUCUGCUGGGCUGGAACGCCCAGCUUGGCACAGACGGGGGAAUGGUAAACACCGACUGGGCUUGCAUUUGCGCCCUGCCAUAGAUGCGCUGUCUACGAAAAUAGAGCCCUAACACUCAAAUGAUUUGAAAUCGAUGAAAGUUACAACAAAAUACAGCAUCUUUUGAUAAAAUGUAGUACUUUCAGUUGAUAUAUAUUAUAUGAUAUUGAAUGAUUUCCAAAUGUACUGUAUACUUACGAUCACAUUGGGUGAUGCCAUACUAAACUCUCUGCAAAAGUCCACUGUCCCAUCUUUCAACUUUUCCUGACCCUGCUGUUGCAUCACUCCCCACACAACACUUUUUAAAAGUGACAAAUAACUCCAUUAGCACCAAAUAACAGCAUACAAGUGUAUUGAUAUUUUGAGGCAAUCUGAGUUUCUUGUGCCUCGUUGCUCUCGUGCCUGCAUAUCGUCAACAUUUAAGAUUUCAAUUAAAAACUGGCUUUCACAUGGCUAACUUGUAUGUCACAGUGUAGGAAGGAGUCCUGCAUCAAAGACGUGAGCAGAAUUCAGUGAGGCACAGAUGAAAUUGAUUCGAAUAAAGCAUCGUUUGUCUUCAGCUUGGAAUUGUACUGUAUGAAUGCGAGAAAGAUGGACUUUUACAAUAGAUAUUACACAAUAUAUAUUGAUAUUAUAUUUAAAAAAGCUAAUUCAUUUCAUGCUUCAACUACAAAAAAAGGUGUCUGCUGGGCUGACAACAUGUCAG